AUGACUGAGAAGCACGUCAUUUCCCAAAACCCGGGGCUUGACCCUGAGAACGAGGCUGUGAUGGAGGCUCGAAAGUCUUCAGUGGAACAUGUCUACGACGUUGGCGAGAAGGGCCAGUUCACCAAGGCCGGUGCGAUCGACGCUGAAAAUGCAGAGCACAGCAUGGGUGUAUUGGAGGCUGUUCGAGCAUACCCGUCCGCUUCGUGGUGGGCUUUUGUCAUGUCCUGCACCAUUAUCAUGGAGGCCUACUGUGUGUUCCUGAUUGGCAACUUCAUUGCGCUUCCCGCAUUCGCCAACGAAUUCGGUGCUUUAAAUCCCAAGACUGGCGAGAGAGCCAUCACCACUCCAUGGCAAUCUGCACUCCAGAUGGGUGGACCAGUCGGUGCUUUCAUCGGUGUCUUCCUCGCCGGCCCCCUCACCAGCAAAAUCGGAUAUCGCUGGGCCACCAUCUUUGGAUUGAUGCUCCUUAACGCUUUCAUCUUCGUCUUCUACUUUGCAAACAGCCUCGGAGUCAUGUUGGCGAGUCAGCUUCUCGAAGGCAUCCCUUGGGGUAUCUUCAUCGCCAAUGCACCAGCCUACUGCUCCGAAAUUGUGCCUCUCAGACUCCGAGCUCCUGCUACACAGAUGUUGCAGAUGUUCUGGGCUAUCGGGGCUAUCAUCGUGGGUGGUGUGACUUAUCGCUACAACCCGUUGGAGUCGGCGACUGCAUACAGAGUUCCCAUCGCACUUCAAUGGAUGUUCCCCACCCCACUCGCCCUCCUUAUCUGGUGGGGACCCGAAUCUCCUUGGUGGUUGGUCCGAAAGGGACGACUUGAGGACGCCAAGAAGACCGUUGCACGAAUCGGACGUCUCGGUGGUGAGUCGGAGAGUAAUGAUGCAGUUGCCAUGAUGCGUCGUACCGUCGAGCUCGAGAAGACCGAAAAAGAGCCCAGUCUCAUCGAAUUAUGGAAGGGCACCGACCGCUACCGUACGCUUAUUGUGUGCUGUGUGUACGCAGCUCAGAAUCUUACCGGUAACCUUAUCGCCAAUCAAGCUGUCUUCUUCUUCAAGCAGGCUGGUAUCAAGGUAGACCUUGCAUUUGCCCUUGGUCUUAUUACUUCCGCCCUUCAAGCCGUUUUCGUCAUGCUCUCUUGGAUUCUCACCACAUACCUCGGCCGACGUACCAUCUACCUGUGGGGCUCAGCUUUCAAUACUAUCCUGCUGGUCGCCCUCGGUAUCGCAGGCUCCGUGGGCAAGUCAAAUGCAUCUUCCCUCGCCCAAGCAUCUCUUGGUCUGAUCGUCUCCGUGUUGUUCUGUCUUGGACCUGCCCCCGCCUCGUGGGUCAUCAUUGGUGAAACAUCUUCAAUCCGUCUUCGACCUUUGACCACUGGUGUUGGCCGUGGCUGCUACUAUGCAAUCAACAUUCCUUGCAUUUACUUGUCCAGCUAUAUGCUAAACUCGACCGGUGCAGAUCUUGGCGGCAAGUGCGGUUAUGUCUGGGCUGGCACCGGUUUUGUCUGUCUUGUCAUGGCUUACUUCUUCUUGCCCGAGAUGAAGCACAGAUCUUACCGUGAGAUUGACAUCCUGUUCAACCGCCAUGUCCCAGCUCGCAAGUGGACAAAAACCAUUGUCGAUAUCAACGACGACCACUAG
Molecule: messenger RNA, 1632 nt
Organism: Exophiala bonariae
Lineage: Eukaryota; Fungi; Ascomycota; Eurotiomycetes; Chaetothyriales; Herpotrichiellaceae
Exons: 4
Coding region: 1-1632 (543 amino acids)
Biological process (GO): transmembrane transport; carbohydrate transport
Cellular component (GO): membrane
Molecular function (GO): carbohydrate:proton symporter activity
Source: RefSeq, a predicted model, not a curated record